This is a messenger RNA of Nymphalis io (European peacock), 1476 nucleotides long. RefSeq lists its product as uncharacterized. Gene Ontology annotation, molecular function: transcription corepressor activity; DNA binding. The transcript has 6 exons. NCBI's taxonomy places the organism in Eukaryota, Metazoa, Arthropoda, Insecta, Lepidoptera, Nymphalidae. Gene Ontology annotation, cellular component: nucleus. Bases 1 to 1257 code for a protein of 418 amino acids. Gene Ontology annotation, biological process: positive regulation of neuron differentiation; negative regulation of Notch signaling pathway. The record is from RefSeq and is a predicted model, not a curated record.
AUGAAAGUUUUACCUGAGAUCCGAGUAAUGCAACGAGGGCCGCAGUAUUAUUUUGUACCUCUCGGUGUUCGGUUAGUUCAGUUAAACUUCCUGAUGAAUUCAAGAGAUAAUAUAGAGAAAUUGGUAUCGGAAUGGAACUCCGGAGAAAAUAAUCAAGAAGCGCCAAAAACUAGUGACGUAGAAACUGCUGACAAGAAGAAUGUCGAACAAACAGCAGAACCUGCUCCAAUUCCGUCAACUUCAUUUGCACAUUUGGAGGCAGAAAAUAAAAAAUCCCAAGACGGUGAAGAUUUUUCACCGAGUGCAUCAUCUUGGAAACCAACAGAUGAUAGUUCAUCAUUGGAUUCAGAUAUGGAAGUGGCACGUUCAAAUAGAACUUCCAAAAUGAAAAAAUACAUGCGUCAAUAUACUAAGAGAAGAAACGGUAAAAAUGUCGCGAAGACAAUGCACAAGCCUAACGCUGUUAUGAUUUUGCAAGAACGCAAGAGUAUUAAAAACAAUAGAAGUGUUAAUGACACUCCUAAAAGAAAAAACAAUAAACAACAAACUAAUAAGAAAGGUUUUGGUGUAGAGUCAGGUAGCAAACCUGACUCUACACGAAAAAAUAUAUCACCGCUAAACGAUGCCGAUGGUGAAAACAUAAUAGUUCAUAAAAUGUUAAUAAUAAAUUUAAAGACGUGUCUCGAAGGCGCAUUUAAAGUACUUCAUACAGAACCGCCGGACGACAUUAGUAAAACAAAAAUCCAGGACGAAAACGAAGUAGUAGGUAAUGUGAAUAACGUUGAACAUGGCGAAAGAAGCCUCGGUGAAGAAUCGAAUCGUUCAGAAGAUAAUGUUCUUAUUACCAAUAAAUAUCACACGGCUCGUGCCUUGUCACCAGAAAACCAACAGAUUAGCGAUUCUCAUAAAGGAAAUGAAUGGAUACCAAUUGGAAGUGGUAAAACAGUGAUCCAUAAAGACAAAUACAGAAAACUAAAUUGGAAAUCAUAUACAAUGGCAACUCGAUCAUUAUUACUAGCCACAUUCUCCAGAAGGAUAUUGGCCACACAUUCGCUAACCGGCAAGCGGUCACCGGCAUUUCUAAAUAAACCAGCAAAAAUGUGCCUUGAUCCGAAGAUCGUUUCCGACAUAAUCAUUGAAGUAACUUCUAAAUUUAAUGUUAAGGAAAACUUAGUUAGGGGAAUAAUCACGACCAAAUGCGCCGAUGAGUGCAAAAUGCUUAAAAUGAGGAUGAAAAAUAAAAAAAAAAACAAUUAAAAUGACUGAAGGAAAUAACCCAAAGAAAACUCAACGAAGAGUCUAAGAAGGAGUAAUAACUAGUUGAUAAAUUUUUUAAGAGUGACCAAUGAUAUUUAAUUAAUUAUCGUCAGUAAACUUACUUUAUGUAACAUGGACACUUAUUGCGAUUUAUGUAACUUUGUCGAUUGAAUAAUGUUAAGUAUCGUGUGAACACUUUAGUAAAGUUAAUUUUUUUGU